Messenger RNA from Colletotrichum godetiae, 2364 nucleotides. RefSeq names its product fungal-specific transcription factor domain-containing protein. Gene Ontology annotation, cellular component: nucleus. The transcript has 3 exons. Gene Ontology annotation, molecular function: DNA-binding transcription factor activity; transcription cis-regulatory region binding. Gene Ontology annotation, biological process: positive regulation of transcription by RNA polymerase II. NCBI's taxonomy places the organism in Eukaryota, Fungi, Ascomycota, Sordariomycetes, Glomerellales, Glomerellaceae. The coding region runs from base 497 to 2029 and encodes 510 amino acids. The record is from RefSeq and is a predicted model, not a curated record.
GAUGUACUUAUUGGUGAGUCAACCCCAACAACCCCCUCUCCAAUUUGAUGUUUCAAGCUCCUAACUGACUUCGUUGAAUAGCAAAGAAAAGGUACGGGCCUCCCAUUUCAAGGAAUCACCUCUCAUCGGAUCACGACAGUGGCCCUCUUAGUGACCUGUGGAACGGUUCUAACUGUAAAUUUUCCGCCUGCAGAAAAAGAAAUGCGACGAAUCCCGCCCGCAGUGCUCUCGAUGCGCCGAGCGUGGUCAGGAGUGCUCCUACGAACCAGUUAAGCCUCGACAACGCAAGAAGCGUGACUCGAUCGCCGGUUUCGGUUCCGACUCAUCAUCUCUCACGAGCGGAAGCGCCCUUAUUCGACGAUACUCGGCCCCCGAUGCUACCAUUAGACGCUGGAAGGAGGAGGCUCUGGAUGACGAAGACGAUGGAGCGGUGGAGGAGGCCAUUCUAGAGGAGCCGGAAGACAGCGCCGAUCCGCUGGCUUACGACUUCAAGAAGAUGUUCGGCCUGCACCAUGACAAAGACGACGCUCCGCUGAUUUCUCCGGUUGAUUCUGUCGCUUUCAAUCUUUCGCUGGAAGAUGCAGAUGAGGAAAUUGUAUGCCGUCGCUCUAUCCAGCAGGAUGCGGUUCAAAAUCUUGCAGUCACACGGGCACAGCGCCACCCAGAUCUAGCCAUGAUCGCGCCUGUUCCGGUGGCUUCGCCGCGUCUUGAGUUCCUGUUCCCUACGUUCUCCGAGUUUUCGGAACGGCCGAACCGACGGGCACUAGUUGACCACUUCACCAACGUUAUGUCACACCUCAUAGUGCUGCGAGAGACGGAAGCCGGAAACCCAUUCCAACAGCUCGUGCUACCGCUGUGUCACAGCAGCAAGACUGUCACAAACGCUAUUUAUGCGCUCGCGAGUGCACACUUGGAGAAUAGAGGCUGUGGUCAUGCGGAAGAAAAGGCGGUAUAUUUCCACAACCAGGCCAUCCAGGGCUUGGCUCGGUUGAUUGAGCUUGGCGGGGAAGCAAAUAAGAACGAGCUUCUGGCCACGAUCAUGUUGCUCGUAUAUUACGAAGUACUUGUGCAGCAGGGCCGGUCCAAUAUCGUCGAUGGCCAUCUCAAGGGUGCCAUUGCAAUUAUGAGUGGUAGCAGUGACAACACUGACCCAACCACAGCCUUCCUUGAACGCGCAUUCCGAUUCUACGACGUUAUUGCUGCACUCUCCUUUGGCACGGCUCCCCUCUCCACCGCACCAGCGACAGGCUGUCUCAUACCCUUCCCACCGGUUGACUCUCCUACUACAUCGCCUCUCAAUUCUGUCGAUACGUUACUCGGUUUCUCUACAACUCUCUGGCCUAUCAUUCACCGCCUUUCAAAUCUCCUUGCCCUCAAGACUGAGUUGCAGACAGCCAUCACCAAUGGCCAGCUCACCAAGGUUGCCGUCCUGCGCUCCGAAUUUGAGACCACUUCGGACGCAAUUGAGCACGCACUUAAGCAGUGGCAGCCGAGCUUCCCCCCGGGCUUCUCAGCUGACACGAUGGACGAUUUGAGCUCAGAUGAGUCUGAUGUCGUUUCCGAGCGUGCUCGUCUGCAUUCGAUCCUCAACAAUGCCCUCGCCUACCGCCACUCUGCGUUUGUGUAUCUCUAUCGCAGCAUCUACGGUUACCCGAGGCGGCACCAUCUUGUGCAACAUCAUACACACGCGGCACUAAGCCACUGCGCUGCCACAGUCAAUCACGCCGGGCCCAUGGCGGCUCUUUUGUGGCCACUGUUCGUGGCAGCAUGCGAAGCCAUCAGCCCGAGCGACCGGCAAUUAGCCCGACAGGCUUUUGUAGCCGUUGAACGCCGGCAGGGCAUGACGAACAUUCAGCGCGCCUGGACAAUUGCGCAAGAGGUUUGGAGACGAGCAGAUAUGAUUGACGACCAUGCCGCGUACGAAGACCAUGCCAUUGGAAUGUCCACGCCCGGUCAACGGCUCGGCAAGGGAGCCGAUUUGUGGAGGCGGGUCAGCGAGGACAUGGGCGUCACGAUUGUCUUUGGUUAAAGAGGCGCGACGACAUGUCCCUUUAGAUGCGUAGGCAUCCCCAGUCGCCGCCGUUAUAUAGUAGGGAGUCAUUGAUGAGACUUGACGUAAUGAGCAAAGACAGGCAUAUCAAGGAGGUGUGGUUUACACAAAAAAAAAAUCUUAUGGGGGCCCGGGGGGGCCUACGGUAACAUGGCGAUGGUUUCGGCGCUACCGGUUCUUUUGAGGUCGGACAUGAGAAAGCAGUUCCAAAGGGAGCCGGAGCGGCAUGUGUGCUUGCGGGACAUGGAGUUUAUCUGAGAUUUUACGAUAUCAUAACCUUGUAGUAGGCGUUAAUCAAAGUCACUUUCACUCAA